Penaeus monodon (black tiger shrimp) is the source of this 351-nucleotide messenger RNA. RefSeq lists its product as uncharacterized. The coding region runs from base 1 to 351 and encodes 116 amino acids. The record is from RefSeq and is a predicted model, not a curated record. The transcript has a single exon. Lineage: Eukaryota; Metazoa; Arthropoda; Malacostraca; Decapoda; Penaeidae.
AUGCAGGUGAGGAUGUCCUGCUGGUGGACGAAAAAAAUGAAAAGGACCUCCAAAUACUUUGGCUUUCAUAAGUCAUUAGAUGGGGCAAUGGACCAAGAAAUAAGUCAUAGGAUACAGUCAGGCUGGAGAAACUGGAAAAAUGUGUCAGGAGUUUUGUGUGAAAACACAAUUAGUGUGAGAAUGAAGGGAACGUUAUACAGGACGGCGGUGAGACCAGCAAUGGUGUGCGGGGCAGAGGCGUGGCCGAUAAAAAAGAACCAGGAGAGACUUCAUGUGGCAGAAAUGUGUAUGUUCAUGUGGGUGGGUGUAGUUGAGAGAAUUGACAGGAUUAGUAAUGAUAUAAUGCGAUAG